Phymastichus coffea is the source of this 1866-nucleotide messenger RNA. It is a transcript of the gene alien, whose product is annotated as COP9 signalosome complex subunit 2. Gene Ontology annotation, biological process: protein deneddylation. The transcript has 8 exons. Bases 341 to 1750 code for a protein of 469 amino acids. Lineage: Eukaryota; Metazoa; Arthropoda; Insecta; Hymenoptera; Eulophidae. The record is from RefSeq and is a predicted model, not a curated record. Gene Ontology annotation, cellular component: COP9 signalosome.
AUGAGCGUAGCCAUUUGCACCGGAGUUGCAAUGCAACCACCAGAGACGAUAGAGAAGCUCGUCUAAAAGAAAUAUACUUUUAAAUACUCUUUCUGUAAAUUUAUUGCAUUAUGUACUGUUUCAUGUAGUCUUUUUAUACAGUACUGCUUUCAAGUUGAAUUUUGUUCCUUGCGAUUGUAUUUAGAACAUCGAGUUGUAAUUUAGAAAAGGUAGAGCGGAGUUAUACUUUAAAAGUUGCUUACAUAUCAAAAGUGUUUACAACGUACCGAUACAAUAGUAGUCGACUUUAUUUCUCAGAAUUAUUUUUAAUUAAUAUUCCAAUUCACCAAGGUUUGCCAAAAUGUCAGACGGCGAGGAUGAUUUCAUGUGUGAAGAAGAAGAGGAUUAUGGUUUAGAGUACUCGGAGGAUUCAAAUUCUGAACCAGACGUUGAUUUAGAGAACCAAUAUUACAACAGUAAAGCUCUGAAAGAAGAUGAUCCCAAAGCAGCAUUGCAGAGUUUUCAGAAAGUAUUGGAUUUGGAAGGUGGAGAUAAAGGAGAAUGGGGAUUUAGAGCUCUUAAGCAGAUGAUAAAAAUCAAUUUUAAAUUGAAUAAUUACAAAGAAAUGAUGUCAAGGUACAAACAGUUGCUUACAUAUAUUAAAAGUGCUGUGACAAGGAAUCAUUCGGAGAAGUCUAUUAAUUCUAUUUUAGAUUACAUAAGUACAUCCAAAAAUGUAAGUAUAUACUACAUUCAAAACUUUCUUAUUUAUUUUUACAUAAAUAAAUUGAAAAUUAUUCUUUUUUCACAGAUGGAAUUAUUACAAGAUUUUUAUGAAACUACGCUGGAUGCUCUAAAAGAUGCCAAAAAUGAUAGAUUGUGGUUUAAAACGAAUACAAAGUUAGGAAAAUUGUAUUUCGACAGGUCAGAUUUUACCAAACUGGCAAAAAUAUUAAAACAGCUCCAUCAGAGUUGUCAGACUGAUGAUGGUGAAGAUGAUUUAAAAAAAGGUACUCAACUUCUGGAGAUUUAUGCACUUGAAAUUCAAAUGUAUACAGCUCAAAAAAACAAUAAAAAGCUUAAAACACUGUAUGAACAAAGUCUUCAUAUCAAAAGUGCAAUUCCUCAUCCUUUAAUUAUGGGUGUUAUAAGAGAAUGUGGAGGAAAAAUGCACUUGAGAGAAGGAGAAUUUGAAAGAGCACAUACUGACUUUUUUGAAGCAUUUAAAAACUAUGAUGAAUCUGGUUCUCCUCGUCGAACAACAUGUUUAAAGUAUUUAGUUCUUGCAAAUAUGUUAAUGAAAUCAGGAAUUAAUCCCUUUGAUUCUCAAGAAGCAAAGCCUUAUAAGAAUGAUCCUGAAAUUUUAGCCAUGACAAAUUUGGUUGUUAGUUAUCAGAAUAAUGAUAUUAAUCAAUUUGAACUUAUAUUGAAACAAAAUAGAAACAACAUUAUGGACGACCCUUUUAUUAGAGAACAUAUUGAAGAUUUGCUUAGGAAUAUUAGGACUCAGGUGCUUAUUAAGUUGAUAAAACCAUAUACAAGAAUUCAUAUUCCAUUUAUUAGCAAAGAACUUAAUAUUGAUGCAUCGGAAGUGGAAAGUUUAUUAGCAUCUUGUAUAUUGGAUAAUACAAUUCGGGGCAGAAUAGAUCAAGUCAAUCAAGUCCUGGAAUUAGAUAGAAAAUCAGUGUGUGCUGCUCGCUAUAAUGCUUUGGAUAAGUGGACAACCCAGUUACAAUCUUUGCACUUAGCUAUUGUAAAUAAAAUGUCUUAAGAUAUGAUCGCGAAUGAAAAAAUAAAAUUAUUUAAGUUUUACAAUAAGUCGUGUUUGUAAGUACCGAUACGUUAACAUCUUUAAUACAUGGUUAUAAUAAAGCAUACCAUAAUAUU